Messenger RNA from Lasiosphaeria miniovina, 839 nucleotides. Its product is annotated as zinc finger protein-domain-containing protein. The record is from RefSeq and is a predicted model, not a curated record. NCBI's taxonomy places the organism in Eukaryota, Fungi, Ascomycota, Sordariomycetes, Sordariales, Lasiosphaeriaceae. The annotation marks the transcript as partial. The transcript has a single exon.
AUGCACGGUAACAACCUAUCAUUCUUCUGCGUCAAUAUUCCGUCAGCCAUCGAAUUUCUGCCUCCUCAAUCCGACAAAUGGAAGACGAUUCUUCCGCGGCUUCCCACAGGGUUUAUGGCGUGUGAAGCACUUGUCAGCGAACGCAUCUUGCCAAUGCCCCGUCAAACUCGUCGUCUCCUAGUACAAAGAUAUUGGAAUGGAGAUGUUGACUCGGUAGUCAAUGAUAAACGAAACGAGCACUGCCUCAUCCGCCCGUACCUUGGCCGUCGCCGGCAAGGAGCGCGACAAAGUCGCCUGCAAUCGAUUAGCCUUCGCAAUUAUCCCCUUUACGCCGACCAGAUCGAAGAACUGGGCCUUCCGAUUGACGAGUACACGUCGGCAAUGGCAGAUACAUUGGCAUUUCUCCUCUGGACCGUGAGGGUUGAUGCUAACGAUGUCGAGUUCAUUCUCGCCCGCCCCCGAACCUCAGCAAUUGCAACCAUUGAGUCGCAUUCACGGAACACAAGACCAGCGCCGGGCCCGAGCGUUGGAACGGCGGAGCUCGCUACGGGAAUUCUCGGUUCUCAUGCUAUGUGGCUCCUCGAUUUCGACUGUUGUAAGGAGCUCGACAUGAACGAGACCGGUGUCAACGUCGCUGCCCAGCGGUUUUGGCGAAAUGAUCCAUUCUACCCCAACCCAAACUGCAAAUGUCCCGAGGACGAAAGGCUCUGGGCAUUGUUUAAGGACAGGUUUCUUAGAUCUAGUAGAUCAAUUCUGGAAGGAGAGUGUGAAGCAAUUCAGGAGCUGCCAGAGCUAUUAAUAGCAAGGAUUGUGGAGACAAUAGGUGUUUAUUCUAAAGG